Molecule: messenger RNA, 1599 nt
Organism: Adineta steineri
Lineage: Eukaryota; Metazoa; Rotifera; Eurotatoria; Adinetida; Adinetidae
Source: the annotation of a GenBank genome assembly
AUGGAAUCAAACCUGUUUAUUCCUCUUACAAUACAAGCAAGAAAGACAAAAAAUGGAAAUUCAUUAGCAACACAAGAAUCAACAACUGAAACAGGAUCAACAAAUGAAGAAUCAAUUACAAACACACUAUUAACAACAACAAAUAAACAAUCAACAACAAAAAUAACAACACCAGAGAUGAUAAAAACAACAACAACAGCUAUCAUAACCAGUAAAACAAUAUCCACAACAACAACAGCGUCAACAAUAACAAUAUUUUCAACAACAUCAGCUUCAACAUCAUCAACAACAACAUCAACAACAACAUCAUCAACAACAUUAUCAAUAACAUCAUCGACAACGUCUUCAACAACAGUAGAAACAUCACCAACAAUAUCAGAAGCAUUAUCAACAACAGUAGAAACAUCGCCAACAACAUCAGAAACAUCACCAAUAACAUCAGAAGCAUUAUCAACAACAGUAGAAACAUCGCCAACAACAUCAGAAGCAUUAUCAACAACAUCAGAAGCAUUACCAACAACAGUAGAAACAUCACCAACAACGUCAGAAACAUUACCAACAACAUCAGAAACAUCAUUAGAAACAACAUCAGAAAUAUCGACUACUUCUACAACAACAACAGUAAUAACAACAUCGUCAUCAACAACAGUUUGUCUCAUAUCUUCUCAAUCAUCAUGGUCACAAACUGCAACUACUAUAUUUGGCAGCCAAGCAGGUACAUCUGGCUCUACUCUUUCACUUAUUUCUGGUCCUACUGGAAUGUAUUAUGACGGAUCUAAUAAUCUAUUAACUAUUACUGAUCUUGGGAAUCAACGUAUUCUACAAUUUUCUCUCAAUAAUCCGCCUUCAGCUGCAACGGUAAUUGCUGGAGGUAAUGGGCAUGGUUGCAACAUGAAUCAGUUUCGUAGUGUUGAUGGAAUAAGUGUUGAUAAUUCUGGUCAAUUUUAUAUAGGAGAUUACGAUUGCGGUCGAUUUGUUAGAUUUCCAUCAAAUUCAAAUUCGGCGACAAAUGGAACACUUCUCAGUUCUUCAAAUGCAAUAGCAGAAGUAUUUAUAAAUCCAUUGACUAAUGAUGUCUAUUUCGUUGGCGCUGUUAAUAAUGCGAUAUAUAUGUUUGUUGGAGGGAGUGGAUCACAGGUGACUGUUGCAGGUGGCAAUGGUGGUGGAGAUGCCUUAAAUCAGUUGUCGGGUCCCAAUGGUGUUUACUAUGAUUAUUUAUAUACAAAUGCUUUGUACGUUGCCGAUAGUAAUAAUCACCGUGUAAUGAAAUUCCCAUCAGGUUCAACAAGUGUAACUUUUGGAACGGUUGUUGCUGGAGGUCAUGGAGCUGGAAGUGGAGCGAAUCAGUUCAAUAGUCCAAGAUCUAUACUGGUCGACAGUAGUGGAACUCUUUAUAUAGCUGAUGGAAAUAACCAUCGUGUUCAACGUUGGCCGCUAAAUGCGAUUAGUGGUACUACCAUCGUUGGUACUGGUACAUCAGGAACAGCAGCGAACCAACUCAAUGUGCCUGAACAAAUUCUCUUUGAUAAAUAUAAUAAUCUAUUGGUUGCUGAUAGAUAUAAUAAUCGAAUACAACUCUUUAACUUAACAACAUGCUAA